This is a messenger RNA of Olea europaea var. sylvestris, 1978 nucleotides long. Its product is annotated as multiple RNA-binding domain-containing protein 1-like. NCBI's taxonomy places the organism in Eukaryota, Viridiplantae, Streptophyta, Magnoliopsida, Lamiales, Oleaceae. The transcript is spliced from 11 exons. The coding region runs from base 155 to 1978 and encodes 607 amino acids. The record is from RefSeq and is a predicted model, not a curated record. Gene Ontology annotation, molecular function: RNA binding.
CUAUUCAGCUCAAAGUAUUUCCAUCCAAGCAGUUUUACCCUUAAUCCAUAAGCCGAGAAGUAGGAUCCCCGGCCGCUGCGAAUACCGACAAAAUCUCUCUCUCCCCGCUCCAAUUCUGUUUAGCUGCAGUUAUUAAUAAUAAGUUCUACCAAAUAUGUCCCGAAUAUGCGUGAAGAACUUGCCAAGAUAUGUAUCCGAUGACCGCCUCAGAGAAUUCUUCUCCCAGAAAGGCGAAGUUACUGACGCCAAGCUCAUGCGCACCAAGGAUGGGAAGAGUAGGCAGUUUGGAUUUGUGGGAUACAGGACUGAGCAAGAAGCAAAGGAAGCCAUUAACUACUUUCACGGGUCUUUCAUGGAUACUUGCAAAAUUCAUUGCGAAAUUGCUCGGAAGGUUGGAGAUCCAGAAAUACCACGUCCAUGGAGUCGAUACUCAUCAAAGAAACAGGAGAGUUCAUCUGGAGCAGAAAAUAAAUUAAAUGGGCCUAAAGGUUCUAAAGUUGUAGCAGCUAAAGGAGAGAUUAAGAAGAGUAAGAAGGAUGAUGGGAAUGAUGACCCUCAAUAUCAAGAGUUUCUACAGGUCAUGCAGCCGCGUAGCAAAUCUAAAAUGUGGGCAAAUGAUGCCCUUACAGCUCCCUCUCUUGAGAAAGGUAAAGAUGCCAGUAACAGGAAACUCCAAGUAAAAGAUAGUCAUUGGAAAUUAGAUGAACCGAGUGCUCAGUUUGAGGGAACUGUGGCAAAUGAAAAUAUAAUUUUAGAGAAUCAAGAGGCUGUUACUGCGGACAGUUUAGUUCACAAUGAAAUUGUAUCUGAUAUGGAUUACUUCAAGAGCAGAGUUAAAAAAGAGUGGUCAGAUUUAGAAAGUAAUGAUGCUGAUGACUCUGAUAUGGAUGAUGAUAGUGAUAGCAGUGGCAAGACUUUGAACAAAAACAAACAUGGUCCUGUUGGGGAUACACUCGAACCGGAAAUUUCAGAAGGGGAGACUGAAGAUGUCUCCUCUGAAAUAUCUAGUGAGAAAAUAUUCCACUCAGACGAUCUGUCAUCAAGUACAAAAGAUGAGAAAGAAGGAAUCCUUGAGACCGGCCGCCUUUACAUCCGUAAUCUGCCAUACACUGCCACCGAAGAGGAGUUGGAAGAACACUUUAGAAAAUUUGGUGACAUCUCAGAGGUCCAUAUUGUUGUUGAUAGAGAUACAAAACGGUCCAAGGGCAUAGCAUUUGUUCUUUAUGCUCUUCCAGAAUCUGCUGCUAGAGCUUUGGAAGAGUUGGACAGGUCAGAUUUUCAAGGGAGAUUAUUGCAUAUCAUGCCAGCAAAAGGAAAGAAUUCUUCUGAUAAGCAAGAGACCAAUAAUUUUACCCAACAAUCAUCAAAGACACUUAAACAGAAGAGGAAUGAGGAAAGGAAGGCUUCUGAAGCCAGUGGAAAUACACGAGGAUGGAAUAGUUUAUUCAUGAGAUCCGACACGGUCGUUGAAAACAUUGCACGAAAAUUUGGUGUUAGUAAAAGUGAAUUACUAGAUAGAGAAGCUGAUGAUCUUGCUGUGCGCAUUGCAUUGGGAGAAACUCAAGUGAUUGCCGAUACAAAAAAAGCUCUUUCAAAGGCAGGAAUUAAUGUUUCCUCAUUAGAGGAGUUCGCCUCUGGGAAAACUGGUGGUUUGAAGAGAAGCAACCAUGUUAUCUUGGUGAAGAACUUGUUCUUGAGAGAGCCAAAGAAGGUGAGAGCUUGGAGGAAUUGCGUGCUCGAACGGCUGCCCACUUCACAGACUCCACUAAGUUGUCGAAAAAGAGGAAGCACAUGGCUGUAUUGGACGAAGGAAAUGUUAAAUUUCAACGAAUUGCAGAUUAGAAUCACUGCAACUGUGACAUUAAACGGUGUAGUUCUGUGUGAUGUUGAUGGGAAACAUGGCCCGUUGGAAAAAUCUGUACAGGGGAAUACAAAGGGGAUGUGGCUUCUUAUCAUUGGGACUAACCGGAAGAAAUAA